This is a messenger RNA of Malus domestica (apple), 1680 nucleotides long. Lineage: Eukaryota; Viridiplantae; Streptophyta; Magnoliopsida; Rosales; Rosaceae. The record is from RefSeq and is a predicted model, not a curated record.
AUGGAGACUCAAAGCGAGAACCAAGAUAAAGAACCAAUUAAUCUUGAUCAAGAAUUGGACCAAAGUGAAUUAAGCUUUGAUGACACUGGUAGGAAGAGAAAAAGAACCUCAGUUGUCUGGCAGCAUUUAGAGGAAAAAAGUUUUUGUGGGGAGGUGCAAGCUGUCUGUAACCAUUGUAAAGCUAGGCUAGCAUCGGGCUCCACUGUUGGUACUUCAUCUUUACGUUCACAUGUUAGAACAUGUCCUAUAUUGAUGACAAAGAAAAAGAGUCCAGUUAUAACUAGUGAUGGGUAUGUUAAACAUGGUGCAUAUAGUUUUGAUGAAGGUAAUGCUAGGAAAGAGAUAGCUUAUAUGAUUAUCUUACAUGAGUAUCCUUUAUCUAUGGUGGACCACUUGGGUUUUAAGAGGUUUUGCAAUUCAUUGCAACCCUUAUUUAAGGCUAUUUCUAGAAGUACUAUCAAGAGGGAUAUUAUGAAAGUAUUUGAAUGUGAAAAGGGAGAGACCAUGAAGUUGUUGCAAAUGAACAAAAGUAAAAUUGCAAUCACGACUGACAUGUGGACUUCAAGUAAUCAGAAAAGAGGGUUUAUGGCUAUCAUUUCUCAUUUUAUUGAUGCUUCGUGGACGCUUCAAAGUCGAAUUCUAAGAUCUUGCUUCUGUUUUGCAUAUGUUUCAUGCCCACAUAAUGCCGAGACACUUUCUGCUAUAAUGAUAGAUUGCUUAUCAGAGUGGAAUAUUGAUGUUAAGGAUGGAUUGGAUGUGAUUAAGGAUAGUAUUGAGACUAUUCGGAAUAGUGUUGCAUAUUGGUCUGGGACAGCAAAAAGAGAGGAAAAAUUUGUUGAGAUAGCUCAACAAAUGAAAAUUAAGUUCUCUAAGAAGUUAGUCCUUGAUUGUAAAACUGGGUGGAACUCGACGUAUGUGAUGCUGACCACUGCAUUGAUUAGGAUUGCAAUCUGUAAGUGGCUUGAGUCUGACCAUGUUGAAGAUAAGUUAUUGGCAGCAAAGAUGUCAAUCAAUUGCAGCUAUUAUGGAUCUAAGGUUCAAGAUGAAAUUGAUCGAGUAUUAUAUUUUUCUCUUAUUUAUAAAGAGAAUGCUCCAUCGAAAAUUGAGGAAGUCUUUGUCUUGGCUAUUAUGUUGGUCAAAGAGUAUGAAUUGAAGCAUAAACUUGGGCUUCGGUCUUCUGAAUCUUCUUCUUCGACUGAUUUUCCAUCACAGUCAUGUGAUUUCAGAGUUGGUGAUCCUUUAACAUCUUAUUACCAGUUUGUUAUGGAUUCUACCAUCGGUAAUGAACAAUCUUAUUUAGACCUAUAUUUGGGGGAGAAAGUCUUGCCUAGAACUCAAGAUUUUGAUAUAUUGUCGUGGUGGAAGACAAAUGGGAUUAAAUAUCCUAUUUUGCAUCAAAUAGCUCGUGGUAUUUUGGCUAUUCAUGUAUCUACAGUAGCUUCAGAGUCUUCAUUUAGUACUGGUGGUAGGAUUAUCAGUCCACACCGUAGCCGACUUCAUUCAAGCACAGUGGAAGCACUCAUGUGUUCUCGAGACUGGUUGUGGAGUCAGAUGCGAGAUUCAAAUUCUACUCCUCGUGUUGAAAAUUCCUCAUUCGGUAUUGAUAAUGAUGUGAAUGUGUUUCAUGUUCUGAGACUUGCCGGUUUAAGAUCUGUGUGUUUAUCAUUCUCAAUGAGCUAG